Molecule: messenger RNA, 4154 nt
Organism: Saprolegnia diclina VS20
Lineage: Eukaryota; Oomycota; Saprolegniomycetes; Saprolegniales; Saprolegniaceae
Exons: 5
Coding region: 126-4088 (1320 amino acids)
Biological process (GO): negative regulation of transcription by RNA polymerase II
Cellular component (GO): histone deacetylase complex; chromatin
Molecular function (GO): transcription corepressor activity
Source: RefSeq, a predicted model, not a curated record
AAAAGAGUUUGCGACGUGUGAACCCCAGCGGCAGGUCCGUAGCAUCCCCGACGCCUGACGCCCACAAGUCGAUCGCCGCCCCUCUUCCGCGGACCUCUUCCUCCAGCCACAGCACUUCUUCGAGCAUGGAAGGAUACCCUCCUUCGUUUCCUCGAGGAACCACGAACAUGACCAACCCGAUGAACCCCAACACGGGCAGCACGGGCGCUGCGACUGCGAGCGCGACCAACAAUGGCACUGCGAUCUCGAUUCCGCGCAACGACGGCAAUGGCGCCUCCAGCGCAGGGUCCAACACGAACGCGCCGACGAACCAAUCGGUCGCGAGCCUCCAAAGCGGUCCGUCGCUCAUGGGCCAUGGCAUGGCCGGCAACAUGGGCCAGAACCAUACGCCUGCGCAUCCUCUGCACGGCGCGCAUCCGCACGCACACCAGCACCCGCUGCAUCACCCGCUGCCUCUUCCUCGCAACCAGCCGCAGGCACAGCCUCAUCACAUCAUGGCGGCGAUGCCGCCGCAGGCGAACCAGCGCCGUGGGCUUCCCCCGCCGCCGUUCGCGACGCAGCCAAUGCUCCACCCGCCGUCGGACCGCGACGGACAGCCGUACAACUACUUUCCAGGCCUUGCGCGCCCUGUGCCGGGUGGUCCGCCGACGCAGCCGCCGCCGCCUGCGAACCAAGCGCCCCAGCAGCCACCCAACAAUGCUCAGGGUCCACCGCGGCCGCUCCGAGAGCUCCGCGUCGAGGACGCCUUGCUCUACUUGGACCAGGUCAAGCAGCAGUUUGGGGACCAGCCCGACGUGUACAACCAGUUUUUGGACGUUAUGAAGGAGUUCAAGUCGCAGACCAUUGACACGCCGGGCGUCAUCCAGCGCGUCUCGGAGCUCUUCAAGGGCCACCCCAACUUGAUCUUUGGCUUCAACACGUUCUUGCCGCCGGGCUACCGCAUCCGCCCCGAGCACCUCGGUCUCUACUCGGCGGACCCGCGCGACCGUGGCUUUAGCGCGCCGCCCGGCAACGACGGCAACCCCGCGCCGAUGGGCGGCCUCGUGCUGCGUCCGGCGCCAUCGGCCACCGGCAACGGCCCCGCGUCGUCGCUGCCGUCGAUCAACCCGCCGACGCAGUCGAGCAACGCGCCGCUCUCCAACUUGGGCAUUCGACCGCCGCCCGUCAACAUUCCUGGCGGCAAUUCCGCGAGCAAUACCGACCAAAUGCUCGUGGCGCCCGUGCCGUCGGCCGCCAACACGACGCCGUCGCACCGCCUCACGGACGCUGCCAAGAAGGCGGUGCCGGCCAAGCGCGGGGGCGCCCCGGCCACGCCGGCGCCCGCGCCGCCGCAGCCGGUCGAGUUUGACCACGCGAUCUCGUACGUGACGACGAUCAAGAAGCGCUUUGCGGACGAGCCCGAGACGUACAAGGCGUUUCUGGAGAUCCUGCACACGUACCAGAAGGAGCAAGGGUCGAUCAAGCAAGUGCUCGACCAAGUGAGCUACCUCUUCCGCGACCACCCCGACUUGCUGCGCGAAUUUACGUUCUUCCUCCCGGACGCGGUCCAAGACCAAGCGCGCGACCGGCUGCACAAGGCAGCCGAGCGGGCGCAGGCGCGCCAGCUCAAGCUCCAAAUGACGUCGGGCAAGGAGAAGAAAGUGGGCAAGAAGAAGGACAAAAAGGAGUCGCCGCCGCAAGUCGCAAGCCCGAAGAAGCCCGAGAGCACCAAGCCGAAAGAGAAGGACAGCGCGCGCGACCGCAACAAGGCCGCGUACGCACUCAAGCGCAAGCAGGCCAACAAGGGCGACGCCAAGGAGCGUCGCGAGCUCCUCGCAGUCAGCAACACGCUCAUCGACAAGGAGGAGUGGAGCAUCUUUGAAAAGAUCAAGAAAUGCUUGCCGUCGCGCGACAACUGGCGCGAGUUUCUCAAGUGUCUCGAGCUCUACAGCCAAGAGAUUGUCGGCCGCGACGACAUGAUUGUGCUCGUCAAGAACCUCCUCGGGCGCCAUACCGACGUGGUGGCCGAGUUUACGCAGCUCCUCCACACGCACGGCGAAGUCAAGGACCAGCACGAGAUUUGGCCGUUCAUUCCGCUCGCCGAGACGGACUUGAGCCAGUGCCGGCGCGCGACGCCGAGCUACCGCGCGCUGCCGUCGAGCUACCCGAUCCCGCCGUCGUCGUCGCGGUCCAAGAUGGAGCGCGCAGUCUGCAACGACGCGUGGGUGAGCGUCCCGACGGGCUCGGAGGACUUUUCGUUCAAGAACAUGCGCAAGAACCAGUACGAAGAAGCGCUCUUCAAGUGCGAAGACGAGCGGUUCGAGAUCGAUAUGGUCAUUGACGCGAACGCGUCGACGAUUGCGAUCUUGACGCCGCUCGCAAAGGAGAUUGAGACGCUUGCGGCCACGUCACCGACCGGCUGGCAGUACGUGCUCGACAAGGGCGCGCUGCGCGUGACGCACCUCAACGCGAUCACGCGCAUUUACGGCGAGGCCGGGCACCAAAUUCUCGAGCUGCUCCGCAAGCACCCGGCCGGUGCAAUUCCGGUGAUUCUCAAGCGCCUGCUGCAGAAGGACGAAGAGUGGCGCCGUGCGCGGCAGGACCUCAACAAGCAGUGGAAGGACGUGAACGAGAAGAACUACCACAAGUCGCUCGACCACUCGUCGUUCUACUUUAAGCAAAAGGACAAGAAGGCCACGAGCGCCAAGGCGUUGCUCGCUCAUGCCAAGAAGACGCUCGAGACCAAGACGGUCGAGGCGCUGACGAUGCCGGCCGCCAAGAUCCACAAGGACGCGUUUGGCCUGCUCACGUACGCGGCUGAGAAGAACCUCUCGGUCUCGGAGAAGGAGAAGGUCUCGAAGCUGUGGCAUUCGUUCUUCUGCCCGUUCUUCCACCUCGACGAGGCGUGGCUCCAGCGCAAGCCCGUGCUGGCCAACGUGACGGUCGACUCGACGAACGGCGUCCGCGUCGGCACCGAGGUCGUCACGGACUUUGGCGAAGGCGUCGUCCAGGCCUUUGACGCGGCGCGCAGCAUUGCGACCGUGACGCUUCCGAUUGGCACGGCGUAUGUGCACAGUGACGCGCUGAGCGUCACGGAGGUCGGCGACUUUCCGCCCAACAUUGGCGUGGCCGACGAGGCUGAGAACUUGGACGCGGCGUCGUCGGUGUUUUACGGCAACGACACGGCGUAUGUGUUUCUUCGGCUGUACCAGCUUUUGCACUCGCGCCUCGAGCAAGCGCGGGAGCUCUGCGAGAAGGCGAAGCGCAACCGCAACCGCCGCACGAUCAACCCGGCGGCGCGGGCGCUGGCCCACGCGCACCACCUCCAGAACGAGGCGCCCGAGAUGACGGGCGACUACUCUGCGUUUCUCUCCAAGCUCUACGCGCUCCUCGACAACUCGAUCGACAAUACGCGCUUCGAAGACUGCUGCCGGAGCCUCAUGGGGUCGAGCUCGUACUUUUUGUUUACGCUCGACAAGCUCGUGCAGCACUUGCUCAAGCAGAUGCAGCACAUGGCCAACGACGAGACGUGCUCGGAGCUCCAGUCGCUCUUUGCGAACGCGCACGCGUCGAACGAGGCGUACUUUACGCAGGCCAAGGGAAUUUACGAGCGCGACGGCGAAGGCGCCUACUGCCUCAAGUUCCACUCGGGCGUGCUCCGCCGCACGCCGCUCGAGAAGAAGACGAGCGCGGAAGCCAGCAGCGCGUCGCACCUCUGGGCGCCGUCGCCCCGGACCAAGGCCGAGCCCAACAAGUGGCUCGUCGAGCCGACGCUGUCGCUCGAGUACCUCGGUAAUAUGGUGGAUGGCGACAAGCAGGACGACGGUACGAACGAAGAGGACUCGUCGCCGCCCGAGACGCCAGUCGCAACGCCCGUGCCCACGAGCCCCAUCAAGACGGAGGAAGAUGACGAUAUGAUGGACGACGAGAGCGGCAACGACGCCGACUCGACGGCCGGCGACGACGACGAAGACAUGGCCGACGACGUGCCGACGAGCAAGAAGCGACCGGCGCCGACGGCCGACGACGACGAAGACGCGGACGAGGACGAGGACAUGGACGACGACGGCGAGGCCGCGCCCAAGAAGCUCAAGACGGACGACGAGUAAUGGCCAUGUGGCGUGUGUAUAUAUCUAAGAAGAUUCAUAAGAAGAACCUGCGUCCUUUCCCCGUGC